AUGAAGGGCCUUUUAUCACGCGCCCUGACGCUGGCAACUGCGCUCUUCCAGCGGCAGGCUCUUGUCUGGGAUGGCACAUGCUCAACGGGCGUACACAUGAUCGUUGCCCGCGGAUCUACUGAACCUGACGGGUAUGGCCGGAUUGGAGUUGUGGCCCAGAAUGCUUCCUUGCUGAUACCCAACUCUUCAAUUGCCACCAUCGUCUAUCCAGCAACAUUCGAAAAUUACUUUACCUCCUAUGCAACGGGAGCCUCCGAGUUUGAGAAGCUUGUCCUUCAAUAUGUGGACGCCUGUCCUGAUAGCAAGGUCGCUCUGCUGGGCUAUUCGCAGGGAGCUCACGCCAUGAUGGACGCUGUCUGCGGAAACAGUGAUGAUGGGUUCUUUGUGUCCCCCGAGUUCCAGAAGGCACUUGGCUCGCAAGUUAUUGCAAUCGUUGCAUUUGGCUCCCCUGACUUCAAUAAAACUCACCCCUGGAGUGUUGGCACAAGCACCGGUGCGGGCUUGUUCGCUCGUAAAAACAUCACCGCUUGUGAGCCAUACGCAGCUGGAAUUCGCAGCUGGUGUGAUGAAGGUGAUAUUUAUUGCGACCUGGGAUCAGACCGGUCGGUCCAUGGUUCAUACUUUGCCAAUUACACCCUCGACGCAGCCGAGUUCAUUGCAGAGAGGUUCAACAGCUCUGACACCGUCGUUGACGUCCCUACAACUACUGCUCCUCCUACCACCACACCAACUCAGUCGGGAACCGAGACAACUGAUGGAACGACAACUGAGACAACUGAUGACACGACAACAACCAGUACCCCAGGCUCCGGCGCUGGAUCAUUCAACCCCUCUUGGGUAAUGAUACUGUCGAUGGCGGGCACCUUGAUGAUUUGGACCGAGCUUCUAUGA
Molecule: messenger RNA, 891 nt
Organism: Podospora bellae-mahoneyi
Lineage: Eukaryota; Fungi; Ascomycota; Sordariomycetes; Sordariales; Podosporaceae
Exons: 3
Coding region: 1-891 (296 amino acids)
Molecular function (GO): hydrolase activity
Source: RefSeq, a predicted model, not a curated record